AUGCCUUCUGAAGAUUCAAAGGCGUUGAAGAAGGAAUCCGUCGAAGAUGAGGAAGAGGAUGAGGAGGAAUGCCUUGGCUCAAUGCUGAAGAACCGGAAGAAAGAAGGUUCCGGCGGCAAUGCCGCCCCGAAACAGUCCAAGGCCAAGAAACCGCCCGCUAAAGUGAAGGAGGAAGACGGUGCUGAAAAGCCCGCUCCGAGAAAAAGCUCGAGCAAGGCUCCUGAUAGUAAAGCUAAAGCGAAGAAAGAAGAGGACGAUGACGAUUUUGAAGAACCUAAAUCCAAAAAUGCGGCUAAUAAAACUGAAAAGGUGCAGAAAAAGGCGAAGAAGGCAACUAAAGAAGCAGAGCAGAAUGGGAAGAAGCGUGAGAAGAAGGCUUGA
Molecule: messenger RNA, 381 nt
Organism: Ipomoea triloba (trilobed morning glory)
Lineage: Eukaryota; Viridiplantae; Streptophyta; Magnoliopsida; Solanales; Convolvulaceae
Product: histone H1-gamma, late-like
Exons: 3
Coding region: 1-381 (126 amino acids)
Source: RefSeq, a predicted model, not a curated record